Belonocnema kinseyi is the source of this 795-nucleotide messenger RNA. RefSeq lists its product as uncharacterized. Lineage: Eukaryota; Metazoa; Arthropoda; Insecta; Hymenoptera; Cynipidae. The transcript has 3 exons. Bases 50 to 460 code for a protein of 136 amino acids. The record is from RefSeq and is a predicted model, not a curated record.
ACAUUAGUAUAUAACUGGCGCUAUCAGCAUUCGGAUCUUGUGACCGGCCAUGGUGAAGUUCUUAAUAUUUUCAUUUGUAGUUAUUCCUGUCUGUUUAUCAAAAUCGUCACAACAAAACUAUUUUGACAAGCCAGCAGUAGAAAUGCAUUUGAAAUAUCGUUUUGAUUUGACGCCUGAUGAUUUGAAGAAAGAAUGUAAUGUUGACUUUGAAAAAGAGUGGCAGAAAAUUGGUGCUCCUCUUGAAAAAUUUGAUGAUAUUUACUCUGGUUUCCUUGGAGGGGGACUUGAUUUCCCCGACGAACAAAAAGAAGCUGAAUGGAAAAAACAGUUUUUGCAUAAAUGUCACAACAGUAAACCGUUCAAGAAGGCAGCUAAGCAUGUCAUUAAAACAGCGCUACCAUGCGCCGAGAAAGACAGCCUGGACAAACAUUAUAAAAAUGCUAAACCUUACUUGUGCUAAACCUUGUGUUAAGCUGAACCGCUAAACAAAAAACAAGAUCGAAGCGCCUAAAAAAGUGGCAAGAGAACAAAAGUACAAUGUAUAUGAUGACUUGGAAUGUUUAAAAAAAUAAUAAAUCUAAUUAUUCAAUUAUCCUCUUUACUGUACACGGGCUUUACUGUGAUUUUCCUUGUGUACUACAAAAAAGAAAUAUUGACUUUUGUAGGUGAAUACUGGUACAGAUAUUGUUUUAUUUAUGCAGAUUUGCAAGACGGACACAGCCGCUUGGAUUUAAUAUGUACUAUUAUUAUUAUUGUAACUAAACUAAUUAGCUUGAAAUAAAACGUUGAUACUAA